This is a messenger RNA of Nematostella vectensis (starlet sea anemone), 1860 nucleotides long. RefSeq names its product carbonic anhydrase 1. The transcript has 8 exons. NCBI's taxonomy places the organism in Eukaryota, Metazoa, Cnidaria, Anthozoa, Actiniaria, Edwardsiidae. Gene Ontology annotation, cellular component: cytoplasm. Gene Ontology annotation, molecular function: zinc ion binding; carbonate dehydratase activity. The record is from RefSeq and is a predicted model, not a curated record. Bases 862 to 1764 code for a protein of 300 amino acids.
UUUCAUGUAAUGUUCAACAUAAUCAUUUUUGUUCUUUAUUAUUUGUUGACAUAAGUGAUCAAUUAUUUGUGUAUUUAUCAAUAAUAAAUCAAAUCAUUUUAAUCACCUUUCACGUGCUGUCAAUCGGCUGUCACAUCCUGUCAAUCAAGUAUCAGGUGCACACAGGUCUGAGUAAACACGUUGUGUGUCGAGCUGUUCAUUAAUGCUUAUUAAUAAAGCUCAGUGCACCUCACUAUCUCCAUCGUCUCCUUAUAUUCACUAAGGUGACUCAGAGAGUAUCGAAAUCACCGAAAAAUAGCCGCUUAUCCUUUUAAUUUUCUUGAAGGUGGUAAGUGGGCCUCCAUAAUACAAUCGCUUGACAAUGGCAUGAUUUUUGACGUACUACUAUCUAAUUUUAGGUAUAACUUCAAGAUCUAGGCCUGAUAUUCCUAAAAUCGUGUACCAAGAUAAUUUAAAUGAUUUAGUAGUUUUAUGAUAUAGCUUUGAAAUGCCUACUGAACAUCUAAAAGUCUAAAAAAAUAUUGGAAUAUACCUUUAGAGUUGAAAUGAAUAUCAAAAAAGAUAAAUAAAAGCAUUUUUUUUCGAAAGAUUGAAAAUCGAUUUUAACAGCUCCCAAUAGAUAUUAUUUCAAUGGAAGAACCAUACAUGAUUACUUACAUAAAGACACCAAUCUAUUGCUGCAAAGUUAAAAACUUCCUGUACUUUUUUUCUGAUCUUUUUAAGACUACUGAUGGAAAUUGCUCAAUAUUUUAUUGCGAUUCUACACAAUCAACGGAGCUGCUUGUCGAGAAAAUUGGAUAAAAAUCUCUCGGGAAGAGAUCUAAUCUAAUUUUCGGGCUAGCUAUCGAUUUUCACCUUCCUAUGUCAUGUCAGGAGGUAACCAUGCAUGUAAUGUUGGCGCUGUUUGCGGUUGUGAGUUCAGGAAUUGCUGCAGAUAAUUGGGGCUAUGGACCAUCAAAGAGCGGAGUUUCCGGUCCUGACGAUUGGGCUAGCGCAUACCCCGAAUGCAAAGGUCAAGCCCAGUCCCCUAUCAAUAUCGUGACCAGCAAGGUAACCCGAGUAUCAAGGCCUUUCCGCUACAUGAAGAUCAACUUCAACAAUUACAAUGGUGGCCUUGCAUGCUUUCUCAGCAACGACGGGAAGACUUUGGACUUCAAAGUACGACAAGGCCUGGGACAAGCGUUCAUAGAUGACCCCGUAGAAGACCCCCAUGAUCGCUAUCAACUAGAAACUGUCAGGUUUCAUUUUGGAUGCAACGACUGGCUUGGGUCGGAGCACGCAGUGGAUGGGCGAAGGCACCCUGGAGAGAUUCAAAUGAUCUUUCACAACACCAAAUAUAGCAAUGUUUCUGACGCUGCCGACAAAUCCGACGGAUUACUCGUUGUUGCAGCAUUUAUGAGAAAGCACCCAUUCUGGAGUAGUCCAGCAAUCAAGAACCUGGCGAAGUCUUACCUUGGAUUCGGGAAGGUUAAAAAAGAAGGUUCUGUGACACCGGUAUUCCUCAUAAUGGAGGACCUAAUCAAGGGAAUCUACCGCGGUAUGCUUCCAUACUACUCCUACAAGGGAUCUCAGACUGCGCCUGCGUGCCAUGAGUCCGUCCGCUGGAUCAUAGUCAAACAGCCCGUGGACAUCUACAGGGAUGAGAUGGCCUACCUUCGCCGUCUGGAGUCUUCAAGUGGAAAGAACGGAAAACUCUGCGAUAAUUUCCGCCCCAUCUUGUACCCGUUGAAUGGUCGCACAGUGUACGAGUGGUACCGGCUUUAAGGCAUGGCCUGCUCUACAUUAAAUUUUCUGGCUUGCUCUACAUACACUGCUUGUCAUUGACUGAUUUGACUGCAUUUUAAUAAACAUACGUUGGUA